Molecule: messenger RNA, 3617 nt
Organism: Psylliodes chrysocephalus
Lineage: Eukaryota; Metazoa; Arthropoda; Insecta; Coleoptera; Chrysomelidae
Source: the annotation of a GenBank genome assembly
UGACAAAUGACUUGAUGUUGAUAGAUGUCAGAAUAUAGUUGACAUUUUUCUUUGUCAAAAUAAAAUUUUCAUAUAUUUUUAAACAAUGAAAUAUUAAAUCUGUUUUUUACCUUAUUUAAAUACAUAAAUUAAAAAUAAUGGGUGCCCUACUAACUACAAGACAACACGACGGAGUCGAGGAAGUGGAUAUUGCUUCAAAUCAUUCGUACAAGUACCCACCCAGAUCUGGUAAUUAUUUUGGAAGUCAUUUUAUAAUGGGUGGAGAACGUUUUGAUACUCCGCAGCCAGAAUCUUAUUUAUUUGGUGAAAAUACAGAUUUGAAUUUCCUUGGAAGUAGACCAACACCAUUUCCUUACCCUCCGCCACAGCCUAACGAACCUACAAAAACCUUAAAAUGUUUGGUAAAUAUAAGAAAAGAAUCCUUGAGAUUUGUACGAACAAGUAAUGACUACAGCAAAUUAAAUGUAGACAAAUGUGAGUACAGGGACGUUGAAUUGGGUACUAACACAUCAUUUAACAUUGAAUUCACAUUUGAUUGUGAUGUUAGAUGUGCAAUUACUGUCUACUAUUUUUGUUCUGAGGACUUCACCCCCAGUGGUGUGACAUACGUUCCAAGAGAUCCAGCUGUCACCUCAGAAACAUUCCACUUCAGCCGAGGUUCCAACCAACAAUUCUGCCAGCCUGCCCAUGUGUUCAACCCAGCCAGGUACAAUGAAGAGGAUCUUGUCUUUGAUGUCGACAGAGAACUUAUUCCCAUAGCAAUACACUGUGUGACAGAAGAGGGUCCAGAUGAAAUGCGACAAUCACAUACGACAAUUGCUACAGUAGAAAAAAUCACUGACGGGACGUAUUUACUGAAAGCUUUGAAACAGAAAUUAUUCGUCGAUGGACUAUGUUAUUUAUUGCAGGAAAUUUAUGGAAUUGAAAAUAAAAAUAAUGACAAGGCUAGUGGAGAUGACGACACCGAAGACAAUGGGUCAGAAUGUGUCAUUUGCAUGUGUGACGUCAGAGACACUCUAAUCUUACCCUGUCGGCAUUUGUGUCUCUGUAAUUCUUGUGCAGACGCGUUGAGGUACCAAACUAACUACUGUCCAAUCUGCAGGGCACCUUUUAGGGCUCUCUUGCAAAUAAGAGCGUUGCAGAAAUGUUCUACAUCAAAUCUGGCUGCCAUCAGUCCUCCAGAUGCUAGCUGUGACACCAUUCCACCAGGCUAUGAAGCUGUCUCUCUAAUAGAAGCCUUAAAUGGCCCUUGCAUUCCUCGCCAGCCCCCUUCUGCAGCUAUGCCAGAUUUGGUAGAAACCCCAGAAAAUGAACAUGCGAUCCAAGCUGCACAAAUAUUAAAUAGACAAUGCGACCGUAGCACCCCAACAAAAAAGAGGGGAGGUAAUAUAGAGUCUCCACCAAGCCCAGAUUACAGUCGUGAAAUUAAUAUGCUUGCCACGAGACGUAUAGAAGACGAAGAUAGAAAUAAAGACGGUAAAUUACCUCUGCUAGAAAAAGAAGUAGAGAGAAGACGAAAAAGAGAUGACUUAAGAUUGGUUAAUGAGAAAACAGAAAAAGAAGCAAUCAUGGAUGAAGACAGCGAAAAUGAAAAAUUAUCUCCACUGCUACAGAAAAUUGACAGGUUGAACAGUAAGGUUAAUAAUUUAGCCCUAAAUAUGGAAGAUGUCGUUGAUCCAAUUGAUGAUCAAUAUACUGACCAAGAAGAACAGCAGGAUAUACCAGAGAAAAAUAAAAAUUAUGGUGAAAGAGGCGACGAAUCGGACUAUUAUACACCAGAUGAACCAGCUCCAUCAUCAGUUCCAUUAUACGAGGGUACCAACAUGAGUUCGGUAGAAAGUACCCCUCAACGUUUACCUGGUACACCUUUGUCACAUGCAAGCGUUCGCAGCAGCGGUGACAGUUACACAAGCGGUUCUAGCACACGCCAUCUUUUAGCGAUCGCCGGUACCGGAUUGAUUCAAGAAAAAUCCGUGAACGUUUAAAAGCUUAAUCUAGAUUGUAUUAUCCGGUUGGUUAACAUCUUACAUCUGUAAAGCUUGUAAAUUCAUUUCCGUCCCAGUAUUUAAUUUGCUGUCUCUAAGAGUUAACUUAAAAUGGAAUGUUAACUUCAUUAUAGCUCAAAGCGAUACAUCACCUGUCAAAUAACCAACUGUUUUUUUUUCGAGUAUUCAUAUCACUUAUGUUUCACAUAUGACAUCUGUCAAAUCAUUUAAAGAAUUUUUAAUUAUAAUGUACUGCAGCGUAAAUCACAUAAUUGAAGCAGUAUCGGAAAAAUAUUUAGACUUUGUUUAUCAGAGAAGAGGGCACCAUGUGUAUAAAUAAAAUAUUUAUUAUUAAUGCAUGUACAUAAUUGUGAAGUAGUCUUAAUGCCCUUAAAACUUAAAACCAAAUUUUCCAAGUGUUAAAAAUGUGACUUUAAUGAAUCUCUAUGGUUACGGGAAGUUUCCCUAGUUUUUAACAGGUGGAAAAAAAUGUUGACAUGAAAAUAUGAGAUCACACAACAAUCAUCAUAUCGGCCUUAAUCGUAUAUACAAUUUUUGUUUUUGAUAAACAUGGUCCAAUUAGAAAUGAAUCAAUUUUUAAAAUGCAAUGACAAAUUUUCUGACAGCUGUCUUAAAUCAUUAAUAGUUAAUUAAAAUUAAGUUAUACCAAGCAAUAUAAAGUGAUAAACGGGUAUGCAUUAACUUAUAUACAAAUUGAGCUAAUAAGGGAAGUUUAAUUGCUUAAAUAACGGGAUUUUUGAUGUCUAAAUUGCCUCACUAGGUUAAAAUCAGGCGAUCCUGGAGGUCAUGAAUUUGCUAAAUUUGUCCUUAAACCACUUAGUUUUCAUGACACCCCCUUUUAUUUUCCAUUUAUUUGAGUAAUUAAAUUUUGUUUGCUUUAUGUUUUUGAUCCAAUUUUUUUUAAUCCAUUAAUUAAAGUGUGUUCCUUAUUUUAUAAUAACCCCAAAUUUAAAGAAAGUAACCCUUAUACAAUUUUUUUGCACCCAUAUCAAAUAAAUGACAAAAUUCUAGAAAUAUAUUUAAAAAAAAAUUAAAUUGAACAUCAAUUAAUUUUUUAUUAUCAACCUCAUUUUAUAGAAUUCUAAUUAUAUUUAAGUAUCAAAAUUUUAUUUACAAAAAAAUAUAUAUUAUAUUUUUUAUUUGUUUUUAAGUUUUUUUUAUUAAUUGAAUACUCGUUUGUGAUACAAUGAAAUUAUAUAUAUUUGUUUGUAUAGUUUAUGGAAAGUAUUGAGUAAAUACGGAAGGGGUAGUAUUUAAGCACUAUAUUUAGGUACAUAUUCGAUUUUUAUAAGUUGUAAAUAGUUUUAUUUGUGUUGAAUUGUUAAGUAAAAAUUUUAAUUUACAUUAUUUGUGAUAACACCAGGCUCGAUUUGUUCAUAUUUGCUUAAACUUCUAGUUAGUGCCAAGCCAAGUAAUUUUUAAUGAUCUAAUUGCGAAAUAGCGUGACUAAGGGGGUAAUAUUGGUCAAGACUGAGAGGCUAUCACUUUUUUAUACAGUUUUUAUUUAUUUUGUUGACAAAAAUCGUUCAGUAGUCACUUUUAAUGUAAAUUAGAUUGAUUUUAAUUUUUUAAAUUGAUGAAUUAUAUUUGAUUAAAAUACCGAUUUAAUGU